AUGAAACGAUGGUAUUUGAGACUCGACGAUUCAGAGAUCUUUUUCGACCCGAAACGCGCUCCAGCUGCAGCGAUUUUCCAUUUUCUCACAGCUUUAUUGUUAUACACAUAUUUAAUCCCGAUUUCUCUAUACGUUUCAAUAGAAAUCGUGAAAGUUCUACAGACGAUUUUCAUCAACAACGACAUUCAUAUGUACUACGAAGAAGCUGAUAUACCCACACACGCGCAAACUUCAAAUAUCACCGAAGAACUCGGCCAAAUCGACACGAUUUUCUCAGAUAAAACCGGGACUUUAACCUGCAAUUCAAUGGAGUUCAUCAAGUGUUCAAUAGCAGGAACAACAUACGGACGUGGUGUUACAGAAGUUGAAAGAGCUAUGGCGAAAAAGACAGGAUCACCAUUGGUUGUUAAUGGAAGAGUUCUUGAUGACGAUAAUGAUGAUGAAGACGAUGAUUCUGGGUUAUCUGUAAAAGGGUAUAAUUUUGAAGAUGAAAGGAUUCCUGAAUGGUUAUUGGCUUCUUGA
Lactuca saligna is the source of this 522-nucleotide messenger RNA. The record is from the annotation of a GenBank genome assembly. NCBI's taxonomy places the organism in Eukaryota, Viridiplantae, Streptophyta, Magnoliopsida, Asterales, Asteraceae.